AUGUCAACGUUUUGCGCAGACGGUCUUAUUCCGGCGAGAUUUUUAUGUCUCGUGGCGCAUUUCAUUAUGCUCGUCAUGGCGUUAAAUCACAGGGUAAGAACUAUACAGUUUACGAAAUGUAAUUUUUCAAUUUCUCGUAAUAAAACCGAAUUGUUCGCGUUGGUUAAAUGAGCAUUUACAUAUUGUGUUUUCCAUAGAAAGGUAUACUUAGUGUCUAAAACUAUUUUAUUAUUUAUUCGCCGUUCGUUUCAAAUAUUAUUUUGGUCUCGAAAUUUCAAACUGAUAACGAUAUAAUUUUGGUAAACUUCAAAUAGAUUUUAUAAGUGACAGCAAGUGAAGCACUUUCUCGUUGGCGAUUUUUCUAUUUUAAUGAAUACAAUAUAUUUUAUAUAGCGGUGGUUAUCAAACUAUUUAAAGGACGAAGUCCUUUUUAUGAAAAAAUCAGUCGCGGUGCCCUGCUAUAUUAUGAACACCACAAGGAACAUUAAUAGAAAAAAAAGGACAAUCUAUAAUUCUCAAUGAUAACCAAUUAAACAAAUUCGAACAAAUAUUACAAGACGGAAAAACCGAAAAACGGAAAAAAUGUAUACCUAAAAAUAUAAACCCCCUAGGUGCACAGUCUGAGAACCGCUGUUUUAUAGUAUAUUAUCAAUGACAUAUUUCAUAUUGUUUAAUUAUAGAAAAAUGUGUAGAAGUAUUAAAUAUUUUUAAAUGUUCAAAAUAAUUAUUACCCUUAACAGAAGUUUGAAAUCAACAAAUAGUGGUGUUCCCGUAGAGUAUACUACAAUACUACGUAUUAAAAUAGUAUGUACACGCCGUAAACUAUCCGCAGUAUAAAUCACGUGUAUAAUACUUUCAAAUAGUUUUUCAAAAAAAAAAUUAAAAAAUCGUUACGAUAUAUCGUCCGUUCGCACCAGUUAUGCCAUUUAAACCGUAAUAGUUUGUUUAGUUAUAGUUAUUUAGUUAAUAGUUUGAUAUUGAUAUAAUAUAAUAUUCAAUUAAAAAAAAAUCCUUAGUAAUAAAACGUCAAUUUAUUGAAAUCAAAAAUAAGUUUAUUCAAUUUUUAAUUAAUAUACAAUAACGCGAAUAAUUAAAUACACGACAAUAAAAUUGUACAAAUAGCAAAUACUAUGUACUAUAUUUAAACUGUAAUUAUUUUUUUCUACGAUUUUAAAAUCUCUUAUGACGCUUUUAAUGCGAUAUCCGUUUGCAUACAUUUAUCACCUAUAUACAAAAUAAAUAGCGACAUUGGCAUGCCGUGAGUACAGAUUAUUUGAAAAUAACAAAACACAAAAAAAAAUAAAUUCAAAUCUAAUGAGUUCAGUAUCGAGUCUGUAACAACAUAAUAGUAUUGUAUUGAUUUAUCGAGUGUAGUAAUGACUUAAUCGAACGGAUUAAAAUGUGUUGUAUUGUUUCAUUAUAAAAGUUUAUCUGUGUCAACAGCGAAAAAAAUAACAAAAACAAAAUAAAUAAACGAUUCUCUUGAAUCAUUUUUUUUUCCGAUAUAUUUACCAAACACACACCUAUUAUUCCUGCUUACGAAUAGUAUUAUAUAAUGUAAAUAAAUAUCUUAUUUUUUUAACAACAAUACAACACAAUAAUAAUAUUGGUAUGUGAUUUGUAGUUUCUCAUGCUCAUUCGCUAGUCGGUUUUUCCUUUUAUGAUUUAGAGACUCAAUCGACUAGUUUCGACAAUUAUUUCGUGAGUAAUAAUAUUUCGUGUUUGAAACGUGGGAAAUGGGAGACAAAUUACUAAUAAUAAUAAUAAUAAUAGCAAUAACGAAUCCUCGGGGGUCUGCGAAAAUUAACGAUAAUUUUCUACAUCAUUAUGUUAUGGUAACUAUACGCUGUGGUCCGGUUUAUUGAAAAAAUAUCGUUUCAAAUACAUGUUUCAAAUUUAAAAUCGGUUAUACGAAUCUGCGCGAUUAGACCAGAUCGGUUAUUACUGCAUGCACAGUUUAAAUUAAAACUGUACAAUAUUAUUAGCGUCCAUCAGUGUAGUUAUACGCACUGUCACGGCAUACCAACGGCGAAUCCAUGGCGGGAGGGGAGUACAGGAGUUUUGCCCUACACUCCAGACUAUAGACUAUACAAAAGUUUUUACUUCCACAAAUAAUUAAUUGUAUAACACAUAGAUAUACACGAAAAGAUUUUCAAGGAAGAUCAGCGGAAAGGAGCAAUGAAUUUAUUGAUUGGACUAGUAUGAUGUAUUUUAGAUUCUGAGUGGAACGAGAAAUGUAUUGGUUUUACAAUAAUGUUUAUUUUAUUAUGUUUUUUUUUUUUAUUUUUUUUUUAUGUGAACACUUUUUCUACCAAAAAGCAUACGCCGAUUAUCAACUAUAGCACUUUUUCUGAAAGAAAAUGUUCUCUAGUAGUACUUUAAAGAAGUCAUCUUUCGGAAAUUCUCAUUAAUAUUCAAGAUAAUGAGGAAAACCUCGGUCUUAAGGUUAAAAAAAAUUAGAAGAUUAAAAAUAAGGUUGUCAUUGGCAACCGUUUUCAUUUAUUUUUUUUAUUAUUAGGUUUUAUUAUUUGAAUAUUUUUUAAACAAUCAUUGUCGUCAUAAAAACGCACAUUGUUAUAAUCAUUUUACCAUAAUGUGACAUAUACCAUUUAUUGUAUUGUUAACAAAGCAAUAUUAUCAACUGAACUCCGCUAAGAAUCGUUUUUUCGUUAACAAUGGUUUAUCGUUGCUUAAAGAUAUACAUUAAAUUCCUGUCUGUAUCCUACCUUCCCAAUUUCCCACCUACAACAGUGACUCACCCCCAGUAUCACCUCUCUUUUUUUACUUAGUAAUAAUUUAUUUUAAGAAGCCCACCCAAAAUUCAACUCUGGAUCUGCCACAAUGGCAUACAUUACAUACCUCUGGAGCUACACAUUUACAUACACAUAUAUAUAUAUAUAUAUAUAUGUAAUGAUAUGUUAUAAAAACAUUAUAACUUUGUGUAAAACAAACAUUUUUUUCCACGAGUUUAGAAUUUUAUUAAUACUCACACGUUAUUUCAUCAAGGCUGGACGAGUUUACAAAUGUUGAACGUUAAGUUCGCUUUAACGUUAUAUUAACUUAGAUUUUAAUCUUUUAUUUUUUUGUAAACUCGCCUUAUUUUUUGCUUCUAUUGAAUUAAAAAAUACCGACUCGAUUUUGAAUUGCACUGCGUACUAAUAGUAUUAAUAGUACUUACGUCUUUCAGUUAAUUCCAUCUAUUUGAAUUAAUAUACCCCAACUAUAGACUUUUCUGGAAUAUGAACGCCAUUGAUUUUCAAAUAUAAUGUUUAACUCUCAGUUGAAUCGUUUUCAUAAUGGAAAUGACAAUUAUUUAAAAAAAAAAUAAAUAAAUAAAUAAAAUAAAACUGCACUUAAGUGAAAAUUUUAAUUAAAUUUUCAAAUCGAUUUUAAACUUAUCCUAAUUAAUUGAUAAAACGAUUAAAUAUUAACGAUUUAACUUGUUGACGUUUAGAUUCUGAACGCAACGAUUAUAGGUUUUACUAUGUAUGAUGUAUUUUUUAUUUUUUUGUCUCUGUAAACAACAUUUUUACCAGAAAUCUUGCUUCGAUUUUGAAAUGUUGUGUCUUUUCUGAAAGAAAAUUUUGCUUGGUUGAUAAACCUACUAAUAAACUAACAGGUUGGAUUUUUAUUUUAGUUUUUCUAAUAACUGGUGAAAAACGGGAAAAUGUAUGAAAAUGACGCGGCUUCAUUGUUUUCGGUUUUUGUUUCUUUGUUGUUAUUUGGUUAGCAUAAUCAUACAGACCUGACAUUUUCACAGAAUAAUUUUCUUAACGUGGUAAAAUAUUUAAAACAUUCUGUCGAUUUUCGAACUAUUUAUAGGCAUUUUAAAUUUUCGAGUCUUUUUAGUUUUCAUUUGGUAAAAAGUUGAGCGUAAUAUAAUCGUUUUUUAUAUAUAUAUAUAUGUAUAUAUAUUUAUGUAUACUCAUUUAAAGUUUAAAUGUUUACAUAAGAAUCAUAAAAAUUACCGCAUUUUAACACUUGUUUAACCGACCUUUGUUCAGAAUCAGGGGUGGAUUGGCCCACUGUGAAAAUCUCGGUGUCCCGGCGCGCCACUUAUAUAUCAAUGAAAAUGGGCCGAUGACAAAUACUGCUAUUGGCUAUUGUAGAUAAAUUUAAAUUCGUGUUAACACGAAUAUUCAAAAUUAAUAAAAAAAAAAAUACAAUAAUACUUUAUUUUAUACUUAAAUCUCGUUUAAAUCAUAAUAAAUUAUCAUUUGUAUUCCUAGACCACUUUAUUCAUUAGCAGCAUCACGCGUUCGCGUUAUUAACUGACCACCACCUCUAGAACUUGAAUAUUAUUUUUGAGUUUGACUCAUAGCUGAUGCUAUCAACUAAUAUAUUUAUUAAAUUAGUACCUAAAAGUUUAUCGUAGGUAGUACAGUGAAAUUUUGUUUAACUUGUCACUAUACAUUCUGUUUUUGACUUUCCAUUGUCACUUAGCAUAUAUGUAGUACCAAUCUAUUUGGAUUUAAAUUCUCGAGUUUAGGCACGUACAUUUUUUCAUAUUAUAAUUUUCAGUAUACAACUAUUUAAAUAACAACAGCUUUUAUUAUUAUUUAUUAAUUUAUAAUUAUUAUUGGAUACCUAUCGUCGAAAUGUACAAAUACUUUACGGCCAUGUACAUUUCCCCCUUCCUAAUUUUAAAAUAUGACAUUUUUCUUGGCCCAAUCGUUAAUAUCCCGUUAGUAUUGGAUAGUAAAUAAAAUUUUUUUUUUUUUUUUUAAUUCACUGAGAGGGCUGAAUAAAUGGUCAAAAUUGCUGAUUUUAACAAUUUCCUAAUUUUUCUUAGCCCAAUCGUUAGUAGGAGGUACUCCAUAAUUAUUAGGUAGGUAGUAAAACAAAAAUCAUCGUUAAUAAAUAAUUGGUUAUUUUUAAAAUUAGAAUAUGCAUGUAGGAUCUUGGAUAUGAUCAUGUGAGUCGUUAGAUUCUAUUUUUCCAGGCCGGUCAGAUCAUGCCUGCCCGUGCCUGCUCAGAAACAUAUUGUUGCGUACAGAUAUAUAAAUUAAAUUACUCUAUUUAAUUUCUUACCUUCUCGAAUUCUCGUCAGUGGCACAUCCAACAUUCAGUAUCAGCUCUUUUUUUCAAUUAACUUGACUUUUAGCCUAGUAUAUAUUAUAUUAUUAUUCACUAAUUUCCCCAGCUUUGUAGCUAUAGGCAGACAAGUAUCAUUAUAUACAGAAAUAUAAAUAUUUGUCUUCUUUUAUUUCGAGUUUAGAACUUAAAAACACAUUUUAUAAAGCAUAAGAAGACCUCAUUUACACCUAUUGGUAGCAAAUCAUCUAACGCGUCGGCUGUUUACACAAAUUAAGUUGACAACGUUAAAAUGUAAAUCUAAUUAAUUAUAACCGAUAGAUACCCUUGUACAUAAAAAACCGUGACUUAUUUUAACGUGUGUUUGGACAUACUUUUAGCGAUUUUAAGUCGAAAACGCGCAUCUCUAAUGCAUUGUAAUUUAUGAACAAUCCUAACGGUUAUACAUUUUCAUUUAAUUAUGUAUAGGACAUUUAUAUUUUUUUUGAAAAAUCAAAAAAUGGAAAUUGUAUUCAGAGAUUUAAUUUCGUAUUCUGAUUAACAUUUUUAACGAGUACUUAUAUCCACUCAAUUUUUCCAUAAAUUAUUAUAAUAUUCAUGACAAUACUUAUCUGCGAAAAAACCUAAUUUAAAAUAAAAAUUAUUCAAACAUUAAUUCAAAUCACGAUUUUGGAGAAUGAACUAUUUAGUUUUUUUUUUUUUUUAACUGAAUACUAAUUUUUUCGAUUCUUAGUGUAACGAAUAAGCCAUUAUAUAGCUUUACUUUUUUUUUCUUAGUAAAAAUGCCCCGAAUUUCUAAACUCAUACAUUUUUAAAUAAAAUGUAAAUAUCUUAAAACAUAAAUUUCGAAAUGAUGUGACGCAUCGACGCGUCGAUUUUAUUUUUAUUGAUUUCUGCGUUACCUUGGCUACAAGGGAAAAACACGAUCAACACAAUAAUUUAUUCCAAUAUAUACUCAACUGAAAUUUUUUUUUGAUUGAAAUGAACUAUCGUUAAUUUCUGUAUAAAAAUCAUAUUACCGUAUACAUUUCAAACUUCCCGCCUACUAUAUAGUGCCUACCCAUGGUUUUUUUUACUUUAUUACAUCGCACCUAUAAUUAUCGAGGUUAUAAUUUUAUUGACAAACAAAACGUCUGAUAAAUUAUGAUAACAAAAUUAAUUUAUUACGGUUUUUCUUUUUUAUACUUCAAAUGCUAUAAUUAUAUAUUUAUAUUGUUUUAUGUUAUUUGGACUCAAGCCUGCGUCAUUAAUAAUAAAUACAUAUAAUGUCCUUAUUUAUUGUCGUGUCAUUAUUUAUACUAAUAGACUAAUAGCCAAAUAACUUUACAGUUUAUAAUAUUAUCACAUAUGAAUGGGUUUAAACAAUAAAGAAUAUCAUAUUCUAAACGUCUUCAUUUCGUGUCUGUCCUAAUUUCUGUAAUACGACAAAUUAUCGUUUUUAUUGAAAUGUUCGUCAGAUUUAAUAAAUAAAUGUGGUUCAUAACUUGCAGUCCGCUAAACUACCUUUAGCGCACUGAAAUAAAUAAAUAAGGCAGAUGGUGGUGGGAUAAUAAAAUCAAUUAGGGAUAAUAUCCGGUACCCGCAGUAAUCGAAAUCGAAAACCAAGAGUUAAAUCAAUAAGUAGUAAAAUUAAAAAAAAUGUCAUCAGUAAAUCGAGGUGGUCCGCGGCCUAUUGUAAGCUACCCAAGUGGUCCGCAGUAUCAAAAUGGUUGAGAACCACUGCUAUAUACAUAUCUAUUUACUAUUUUUCAAAUCGUCUUAUCAAUUUACGGAGCAUUUGUCUUUUUUUUUUUUAUCCACGAGAGAAAAAUACCUUUGCUCGAAAUAUCCUUCUGGCUACGCCACUUUUAGGUACUUUUAAUACUUUAUUUUAUAUUAACAUUUUGUUUUUAUGUAUUAUAACCGAUAAUCUAUUCAGGAACAAAAUGUAAAAGCUUGUCUACCGUACGAUUAUGACAACGAUCUAUACCUGGAACAAGACAAAAGGUAAUUUCGAAUAAAACAAUACAAAUUAUAAUAUUAUGGUACGCGUCACACACACGCAGCGUGUCGCAGUGUCACGUACCGAGUAGUAGAAAAUCAGUAGAUAUACGUAUUAUAGGUACUUACCUAUAUAGUUAGUUUUUGUAACAGUAUAGCACGUUGUUAUUGAUUUGAUUAUUUGUUGGUUUUUUUUUUUUUUUUUUAUAUGCCGUAUAAUAUAUAUUAUUCGUUUGUUGUUACACAAAUCACAAUAUUUAAUUUUAAAUAGUUUUUAUUGAAAAAAAAAAAAAACCCCCCAUGGCCUUAUCACUUCAAAUGAGUAUCUAUACUGGCUAUAAUCGUACAUAAUCAAACACGAACCACACACGCAAUACUUUCAAGUAGUUUCAACGGCUUCAAAUUAAUUGAACAAUUAUUAUAAACUGUUUUAAGUAUACAUCAAUGCCCUGAUAUAGACAGAUCGUAUAGGUAUAGGUAGGUAUACAAUAUCGCGUCAAAAUCGAUUAAAUUGUUCAAGAAAAACCGGAUUUAAAACACGAGUUGUAAAUCACUAUAGGUAUAUUACUGAUAUCGUUUUGUUCGAUUUUAGAAAAAGAAAAAAGUAGGAACUAAAAGUGUUCGGUCUUUACCUACGUCGUAGUGUGUAUUGGAUACGAGCAUCCGCGAAAUAAUGACCGAUUUCGUCUUAUUUUUAUGUCUAAUAAAAAUUGUCUUUUUUUUUUUUUGUACUAUAUAAAAUCACAUUGAAAAUAUAUAAAAUAUCCGCGUACAAUAUAACAUGUCAAAAAUUUGAAUUUUUAAAAGUAAACAACGUAUAACUACAAAUAAUUUCCUAUAAUUUACUGUCAUGUUUGGCAGCGUAUAUCACUGCAAUAAUGGGAGAUACGAAAAAAAAAUGUUAAGAUAUUCCAUGUGUAAUUGGGUAAAAUAAUAAAAUCAAAUUUAAAAUACUUUAGUAAAUAGAAAAUUAUUUGGAAUAAAACGUGAUUGAUUUUUAAAAAAAAAAACAGAUAAUUUGCACAUUUUAGGUUUAAUUGCGUAUGUUGGUUGAUAGCACAAUAAAAUAGCUUUAAAACAAAAUGAAAAUUAAGUUAAAAAGUUGACAAAUUUUUAAAAUACAUAAAAUAAAAAAUGCUUAAAGCCUAUAACUCAAAAAAAUAAAUUUGUUAGACAUCGCCCUUUUAAAGGGGUUUCUCCAUCAUUUUUGGUAUACUUUCAUAUGACGCCGACCGAUGACUCCCCCCUCCCCCCCGGGAAACAUCGUAUAUAGAAAAUAAUAGUAAUAUUAUAAUAAUCAAGUCGAAUCAAAAUAGAUAAUACACAUUACAUAAUAGGCAAUUGUUUUUUUUUUUUUUUUUUUGUAAUCUGACACAGGUAUACAAUCGGAUUACCCCGACGGUAAAAUAAUAUUUUUGUAUUUUCACAAAGUCGGAAUAUAGAUAAACAAAAAAAAAAAUCUGAAAAACACUAAACUUCUAUCAACACUCAUCAUCCAACUCGCCUCAAACACGGUUCUCGCGGUAACCCGCCUAGGCGCUUAAGACGUAAUCGGUACCGCGACUAAAUCACUUAAACCUACAAUCUUGUUACCGGGUCUCUCUACCAUAAGACUCCUGUCACGCCACUCGCUGUAUUUUUUAUAUUUUUCUGUCCGGUAUAAAAAUCUCUUAUCAUUGUACUAUUUUAUGUGUGGAUUGUAUUUUUUUUAAAUAUUCAAAGAUUAAAAAAGAAAUCGGGCGUACUUCACAUGAUGAGUGAGCCACUGUUGUGUGUGAGAAGUUGGGAAUGUUAGAUAUAAAGGGGAAUUGAAUGUAGUUUUGUUUGCAACGAUUAAUCAUUGCUAACGAAAAACGAUUCUGAACGGAGUUUGGUUACACAAUAUGUUCUAACGCCGUAAUAUUUUCGAUUUUCGUCAACAUUUGAUAUUAUUAUAAAAAAGAAAAUAUAAACUGCAUUAAACUCAACUUUUUCCUGUUGACUACUAAGUUCAUCUUAUAAUGAACCUCCUGUUCAAUUUUCAAGUUUCUAAUUACAACAACAACAAAAAAAACAAAAUUGAAAAUUUAAUAAAAAUAUUAUUUUCGUAAAUUGUUCCAUUAUUCGUACGUUUUUCCUAAUUUUUCCUAAAAAAAAAAAUGCUUGAAAAAACAAUGAAUAACCUUCUCGGGCGAAUUACCUUUCAGAAAAGGCGCUACACUUGAAAAUCGAACCAAAAUUUCUGGUAGAAUUUUUGUACACAAUAUAAAAAAGAAAAAAAUAAUAACAAUCAUUGUAAAACUUAUACAUUACUCGCUCCGCCCAGAGUCCAAAACAUACACUCGUCAUACAUUUCGUCGUAUUCUAUUCCGGUUUAAUUCUAUUUACAGUUUUGAGGUUUUUUUUUAUACACACGCAUACACGUUUUAUAUUUUUAUUUUUAUACGUUUUCAUACGACGAACAAAGAAACGCACUCGCGUAUUAUUGUACAUUUAGCCCUGUACAGUAACGUGCAAGUCACAAUCAUAAUAAUAUUGCAUUUGAUUGUUUUUAGAUUGGCACGCGCGCUUUGAAAUUUCACAUGUACGCAAAAACACACGUCGUUCACCUUUCAUUAUUAAUUAUUGUCGCACGCGCAGUAUUCUAGAUUCGUAAUAAUUAUGUUCAAAAAAAAAAAAAAAAAUGUCCGAAACGAUUUUUGCACAAAACAUAUUAUUACAAUGUUCUAAAAAAAAAAAAAACACCUCUGUAUUAUUUUCCGUAGGUUGAUGAUUGGUUACACGCUUUCGAUCGGUUUCAUCGGAAUCGAAAUGUUCGGAUUCAUGAGCGGUAUAACAAUGUUUUCUCCUACGAACGGUUUUAUAUGUAUCCUUUUCUCGUCACGAGCGUUUCAAUAUCCGAUUGCACAGUCAGUGCGUAUACUAAUAUAAUAAUGUAUACUUGUAUUGUUUCAAGGCGCUUUAUUAUUUAUUAUAAAAAAAUCAGAAAAAAAAAAAAAAAUGUUUCCGGUAUUUUUUUUACCUUAACCAACUGUAUUGCUGCAGCUAUGAUGUGUCACGGCGUGGCCACCACGAUGAUGUUCUAUUUUCUUCAAGAUUUAUGGAGUUGCGAGAUGUUUUGGUCCGUGUUUUUCAUAUGUAGCAUAUUGCCGUGCGCUAUCGAACUGAUCAUGAUAUGUUAUUCGUUUAUAAUGAAAAAAUGA
Molecule: messenger RNA, 10196 nt
Organism: Cinara cedri
Lineage: Eukaryota; Metazoa; Arthropoda; Insecta; Hemiptera; Aphididae
Source: the annotation of a GenBank genome assembly